UACGGCACGCCUCUUCCUGGUUACCGCUCGGUUGGUAAAUAGCAGGCCAUGCUGGUGGAGCUGAGGCAGCGUCGGAGUCAAGCUUGAAAUCCCCAGCGAAACUUAACAGAUCGCUGAGUAACCAUAAUGAUUCCCAGGCAGCUUAACACAGGGAGGCUGAUCGCUCGUUGGUGUAGCAGGACAUCGGGAGACUCAGGACGACGUAAAGACGUGGUGGAUAUGGUCCGCAGCGCUUCAGACGUGUCCGAGUUUCGAAAGGCCUUCUCCAAAGCCAAGCACAUAGCUGUCCUGACGGGGGCCGGCGUGAGCGCCGAGAGCGGCGUCCCCACCUUCCGGGGAGAGGGGGGGUACUGGAGGAAGUGGCAGGCUCAGGAGCUGGCUACCCCGGAGGCCUUCUCGCGGAACCCGUCGCGCGUCUGGGAGUUCUAUCACUACCGCCGGGAGCUGGUUCUCUCCAGGAGCCCGAAUGCAGCGCACCGGGCCAUCGCGGAGUGCGAGGCCCGGCUCAGUCGACAGGGCCGCUCCGUGGUGGUCAUCGCGCAGAACAUCGACGAGCUGCACCGUCGCGCCGGCUCACAGAACAUCCUGGAGAUCCACGGAAGCCUCUUCAAAACCAGAUGCAUGAGCUGCGGGAACGUGGCUGCAAAUCACAAGAGCCCGAUAUGCAGCGCCCUGGGGGGCAAAGGGGCGCCAGACCCGAACAUGAGCGACGCAGUGAUACCAGUUGAGGAUCUGCCAAGGUGUGAAAACGGCAGCUGCAACGGACUGCUCAGGCCCCACGUGGUCUGGUUCGGCGAAACGCUGGACUCCAACAUCCUGACCCAGGUGGAAAAGGAGCUGGAGAUCUGCGACCUUUGCUUGGUGGUCGGCACCUCCUCUAUCGUCUACCCGGCGGCCAUGUUUGCUCCUCAGGUGGCAUCCAGAGGCGUCCCGGUGGCAGAGUUCAACAGGGAGGCGACGCCCGCCACUAACCGCUUCAUGUUUCACUUCCCGGGUCCCUGUGGGACCACCUUACCCCCCGCCCUGGAACGGCACGAGUCCGAGGUUAUCUGAGGUCAUCCUGUGGCAAACCCACCUGCCCCAACUCUUCCGCUACGUUCCAGUUUCACUACAUCCAGCAGUCCGUCACAUUCCCAACGUGGUCGAGAUGGACAGAGUUCUGGAAGCUCAGCAUAACUGGCACAAUCUCAGUUAGUGACUGGAAUUCUGUUUAGUACUGGGAUUUCAACCGAGCUAUCAGUGGUGGUGGGGGGGGGGUUGCAUUUUAGAAUUCUGCACAUACCUACAGGGACAGCUGCCCACUCAAGCAUUCAUUUUUAUACCAAUUUCCUGGUGCCUUGUUUAAAAAAGAAACAUUCGCUGUAUUCUUCAAGUCAUUCCUAUUGCCAUGUUGCUGCCGUUUUACUUAGAAAAUUUUGUAGAGAUCGCUGAUGUUAAGGAUAUAAUUAUUUUGCUACAGAGUCUAAAUUGACUGGAUGUCAGGAGAUGGGUACAUAUUUGCAACAGCCUUUCUGCUGUAAACCUCUGAUUGAGAUGUAUAAGCCAGACAGGUCUGCACCUGGUGGAUGGUCUUUAGCAUUAAAGUUGACGGUGUCGCUGAUGUGA
Messenger RNA from Brienomyrus brachyistius, 1605 nucleotides. Its product is annotated as NAD-dependent protein deacylase sirtuin-5, mitochondrial-like. Bases 127 to 1053 code for a protein of 308 amino acids. Lineage: Eukaryota; Metazoa; Chordata; Actinopteri; Osteoglossiformes; Mormyridae. The record is from RefSeq and is a predicted model, not a curated record. Gene Ontology annotation, molecular function: protein-malonyllysine demalonylase activity; protein-succinyllysine desuccinylase activity; NAD+ binding. The transcript has 9 exons.